This is a messenger RNA of Scophthalmus maximus (turbot), 2034 nucleotides long. RefSeq names its product 4-galactosyl-N-acetylglucosaminide 3-alpha-L-fucosyltransferase 9. The coding region runs from base 428 to 1555 and encodes 375 amino acids. Lineage: Eukaryota; Metazoa; Chordata; Actinopteri; Pleuronectiformes; Scophthalmidae. Gene Ontology annotation, cellular component: membrane. The record is from RefSeq and is a predicted model, not a curated record. The transcript has 3 exons. Gene Ontology annotation, molecular function: alpha-(1->3)-fucosyltransferase activity.
UGCGCCACGGAUCCCCCAGCUGUCACUUCCUUGUUCCGCUGUGCGCCAGCUGGGAGACGGUUAGUGAUUUGCGCAAAAUUAAUUCCAUACGAAAAAAUUACGCGGAACGGUCUACGCGUCGGUCGUGGCACACCGCGGACCGUGUGUAGCGUGAGUGUGCUCGGGAAGUCGAACUUCCACAAUCUUCUGUGUCGCUCCCAGCAGUGAGAGCAACUUGUACGACUGGCUCGUCUUGUUGCGUCAGGACGCGCGUCCCCUCCAGUGUCUCCCGUCUCACAGUGUUCCAGUGACAGAGGCCUGCCAGGACUCAAACCACCAGGACAGACCCCCCAGAUAACCAAAUAUACGUGGAGGCAGGCUGAAAAGGUGCCUGGAGCAUAAUAUGGGCCCUUUAAACUCUUCAACUGUGUGAUGACUUAUUUUUAACAUGGCUGCUCCGACUUCUUCUGUUUUACGGGCCAUACUGAAAGGGGCCCUGGUGCUGGCUGGCAUCAUAGUCCUGUUGUCCAUGUACUAUCGGUCUUUUCCAUCUCCAAGAUGUCAUCCUUCCCCAAAGCAGCUGACUAAGCAAGACAAUUCACAGAACGAAUCAGUGGCUACAACCCCAUCAAGCAGCCUACCAGGAGAACAGCAAGCCGACAAACCUGUCGUGCUGCUGUGGUUUUGGCCUGAAAGCAAAAAGUUUGAUUUUCAAGUCUGUAAGAAGCUCAACAUCAACAACUGCCGUCUCACAGAUGAUCGAUCCUUAUACUCCAGCGCUCAUGCAGUUUUGAUAUUUCACAAAGCUAUCAAAGAUGACCUCUCCAACCUCCCCACCACACCCAGGCCCGCAUUUCAAAGGUGGAUCUGGUUAAACAUGGACCCACCCAGCAACACACUCAAGAUAGCAGGCAUUGAAUCUCUUUUUAAUUUGACCGCAAGCUUCAGGGAGGAUGCAGACAUCCAUGUUCGCUGGCAACUGACUGCCAAGAAGCACAUGGAUGACAAUUUUGUGCUACCAGAGAAAGAACACUUGCUCUGUUGGAUUGUGAAUAGCAGUGACCUGGACACACAAACGGGGGAGGAAUACCGCUACUACAAAGAGCUUAUAAAAUACAUCAAGGUGGAUAUCUUUGACAGCUCCUCUGCUGAGAGUUCAAGGGGUGAAAACUAUUUCCGAACUAUCAGUAGCUGCAAAUUCUUUCUUUCCUUUGAGAAUUCAGAUCACAAAGAUCACAUUACAGAAACAUUCAAUGGUCCUCUUGCAGCUGGCACUGUGCCGAUAGUUUUGGGCCCACCGAGAAAAAAUUAUGAGCGUUUCGUCCCAAGUACUUCCUUCAUACAUGUAAAUGACUUUCCUGAUCCCUUGGCACUGGCUGAAUUCCUCCUCAAAUUGGAUGACGAUAAUGAGGCCUACAUGAAAUACUUUGAUUGGCGACAUUUCUACAAUGUCAGACGUCAUUUUACUGAGGAGAAUCAUGCGUUUGCGCUUGCUAUUUGUCAGGCCUGUCGCCAUAUAGGCAUAACCCAUGAGUUCAGAGUUGUACGUGAUCUGUACAAGUGGUUCUUCAUAUGAUUAUUUGUACUGUACCUGUGAUGGACUUGCUACAGUACAGAGAUAUUCAUCAAUGGCUCCAACACAUUAAAUUGUACUUUUGGUGAAACAUCAUAGGGAGUCAUAUCAUUCUUGUCCUAUAAAGCUCAUGUAUCUUCAAACCUUUUUCUUUUUUGAGUUUUGUUGACACUAUUUUCAAUUCCCUCAACCUACAAAAUAACACUUAAUAUAAUAAUAUAAUUUUUAUUUUAAUUCUAGAAGUGUCUCUGUAUCUGUGUUAAUAAUACCACAUGCUUGCUAUGUGAAAAUUCCCAACGCAUUCUUGAGAAAAUAAAUCGUUUUGUUGCUUUUCUCAUUUGAGGUUACCAUAAACAGAAACAUCAAGGUUAUUCUAAACUCUCUAGUUUUCCACGUAAAGUGACCUGGCUUGACCUUUGUAAGGUAUUGAGUCCUUAAAUUGUACCUGAAUUUUUUUGCAAUAUAUGUAUUUAAUUCCUCAA